Molecule: messenger RNA, 1144 nt
Organism: Aspergillus uvarum CBS 121591
Lineage: Eukaryota; Fungi; Ascomycota; Eurotiomycetes; Eurotiales; Aspergillaceae
Gene: ura6
Product: uridylate kinase ura6
Exons: 2
Coding region: 172-810 (212 amino acids)
Biological process (GO): 'de novo' pyrimidine nucleobase biosynthetic process; UDP biosynthetic process; CDP biosynthetic process
Cellular component (GO): cytoplasm; nucleus
Molecular function (GO): UMP kinase activity; ATP binding
Source: RefSeq, a predicted model, not a curated record
UAAGACUCGAACCCCUCCGCGCCUUCGGCCCCCCGCCUCCCAACCCGCCGCUCUUUUACAAGUCUCUCGAUCUUAUUUCUCUUUUGGAGAAACCACUCGAUCUCAUUCGCCUCCCAACGGAAAUUCAAAUAACACAAGGAAAAGAAAAAAAAGCCAAUACAUCCUACAAAAAUGUCCUCCCCGCGCUUCUCCCCCACCACGACAACCGUCGUCUUCGUCCUCGGCGGGCCCGGCAGCGGCAAAGGCACGCAGUCUGCCAACCUCGUCCGCGACUACGGCUUCACGCACCUGUCGGCCGGAGACCUGCUCCGCGCCGAGCAAGUCCGCGAAGGGAGCCAGGCCGGCGAGCUCAUCCGCACCUACAUCCGCGAGGGCAAGAUUGUGCCCAUGGAGAUCACCGUCAAGCUGCUGUCCGACGCCAUGGCCGAGACCUUGGCCGCCGGCACGAACCCGGCCGCCAACGCAGGCAGCAAGCCCCGCUUCCUGGUGGACGGCUUCCCCCGCAAGCUGGACCAGGCCGUCUUCUUCGAGGACACGGUCUGCCCCUCCGAGAUGACCCUCUUCCUGGACUGCCCCGAGGAGGUGAUGGAGGCCCGCCUCCUCAAGCGUGGCGAGACCAGCGGUCGCGACGAUGACAACGCCGAGAGCAUCCGCAAGCGCUUCCGUACCUUUGUCGAAACGAGCAUGCCCGUCGUCGAGGCCUUCGAGGCCCAGGGUAAGGUGGUCUCCGUGAAAGCUACCGGCGAUGUCAAGGACGUCUAUGAGAGGAUUCGGGUGGGGCUCCGCGAGAAGGGCUUGAACCCCCUGUGAGUUCCGCCAGGAAAAUGGGCGAUGUGUCGCCGAGAUUCCAGGGCUUGUGGAGCAGUCGGUUGGGCGAUGAUACGUGUGUGGUCGGUUUAUAGUGUCAGCGUUUUGAAGUACAUACAUAUUCACAUCUAUAUACAUUGCCAAUAGUGUUGGAGAUUCAAUCUUGUUAUAGACAUGGUUGCGGGGCUGAUCUGCCUGAUUCUACAUCUUUGGAGUUUUCUGCCCCUGAUCUCCGCCGAGGACGCAUAAACCCCAGGAGAGGGAGGUCCCUCCGCCACUAGGGCUGACAUAUAACAAUAAAGGUCAUCUCACACAGUCGAUUCAUCCUCCAUGUUCU